Molecule: messenger RNA, 1662 nt
Organism: Durusdinium trenchii
Lineage: Eukaryota; Dinophyceae; Suessiales; Symbiodiniaceae
Source: the annotation of a GenBank genome assembly
UGAAAUUUUGUGAAUAUCAGUUGUCCGUGGCCCUAAGAAUCUUUGGCUCGCAGUUUUGGCAUCAGUUGCUUGCUGCUCCAGUGCCCGCCAUGCUCCGUGUGUGGCGCUACUUCCUUCUGGCUAUUGUCAGUGCGAUCAACAGUUGCCAGCCAGACCCUGAGCAAGAGACCCAUGAUGCAGCCAUUCUUUUGCAGUCGGCCAUGACACAAAAUGAUACCAUCAACACCACAGAUGGUUUCGUCUUCGAAGUUGCUGCCAUCUCGGCGAUGAUUGCCGCAGCCGUCAAACUAGCGGGAACGGUGCACUCGUCCCAUUCAUCAUCCUGGAAUAUGGCCAUGAAUGAUCCCAAUUUCUGGAGUUGGGGCGAGCAUGCUCGAGCAGACUUUGAGAGGCUUUUGCCAGCGACCGUUGAGCUUCAACGACAUGUGGGGAUGUUCACCAUUGGCUCACCAGGACCGUUUCGGCCUGCGCCCCGAAAUUUGCAGUCAGCAGACGGCUGCUUCAGAGGUAUUCGCCUGGCAGCAAAGGAGGCUUGGGCCCUCGGAUUCACGCCCAUACGACGCCGCGAUCCAGUACCAGCUGUGGCCGGGCUCAUGAAAUAUGAGCACCCCCCAAUGGACGUGAUGCUUCUCAACACGGGCACCAAGGGUGACAUUGAGAUGACUGAAAUGCAACCUUGCGGCCAUUGGGACUGGCGCACCACCGUUCCAGCAUAUGCUGGGGUCUCCGGUUCUUAUUUGCACAUAACAAAACACUACGCCAGGGGCCUAGAGAAUCUCAAAAACUGGGCCCACGAGUCUGAGAGGUGUGUGGAUGGGUGGCAUCGACCGUCCGAUUGUGCAACGCAAUGCGUUGAUGGUUGGACAGGAGACUAUUGCUACACCGCCGCCGGCAAAUCCUCCAAGUGCACAAAAUGUCGUGAUUCACCAGUGCGACUCAACACUGCAAAUCGGUGGCAAGCACUGGGGAAAAUAGCGAUUGAUGUCAGCUAUUUGGAUGCAUCAAGCCCACAUGACCGGCAAGCAGUAUCCCAACGAUUGCCUCAUGGCUAUCAUGUUGAGGGUUAUGCCCAUGCCAAAUCUUACACGACACUAGUUGCCUCGCAAUCAUCUUGGCUAUUGAAAAAUCAGGAAGGCAAUUGCGUGGUCACGUUUGCUGGAACAGAUUCCUGGGAAGAUUGGUUUCAAGACGCGCAAGUGAAUCCUACAGCUUUUUGUGGUUUCCUGGAUGAGAAGGACAAGGAGGGCUUGCAAAAUGGUCACACCUUCACAUUCUGGGGUUUCAAGUACCAUCUCUUGCGCAUGGUUGAGUCACCGGAAUUCCAGACCAACAUUCGUUCGAAACUCCAGCAUUGCACCUCAGUUGACGCUGUGGGCCAUUCUUUGGGAGGAGCAAUGGCAAUCCUUUUCUCGAUGUGCAUCCACAACGCCCCAAAGCCAGGUCAAGCUGGCUAUGCGGAUUAUGCUGCCAUGGGAUUCGCUUCGGGGUGAGACAUCAUCUCACAGGGUCCCGGAACUCAUCAUAGGCCAAAACACAGGUCUUCGCUGCAAAGACGGCGCGUAACUGUGACUGUGACGGCGCAGCGUAAUGAGAAACUAUAGAGCCAAAGCAGCCAAAGUGUCACCGGCCUUGGCCCUGACGAGCAGUUGCACUGCUUGUGUC